UCCUUCCUUCGUCAGUUUUGAUUAGCAUCAGGAUUUUGGGAAAUGCAUGUUGUUUAAUGGUACUACAUGCAACAAUACCAAUAGCAACUCUUAAAGUGUUUGAGACAACAGUGAAUUAUUCUACGUGUAUUUAACAAAUUUAAACAAGUAAAAGUUGUUUUGAAUAUUAGAUUCAUACAUCAGCAGUGAAAUCUGGUUGUAGUCCUUCAAGAUAUUGUACAGAUUUAUUCGGUAAUUAUUUGUAAACAAUUCUGUGUUAAGAGUUGUGAAUUGAACACAUUGUCAUUACAGAACAGGACAGGACAUAAGGCUAAAAUGAAUCCAGAAUAUUCUUUAGAAUUUCCUUUGAAAAGUGAAACUGAAGGUGCAUUAUCACUACCUUCCAUAAAUCAAGAAAACUGCAACUUGGCUGACUUUAGUGGAACCAGUGAUGGAGACUUUUUGUCUCUGGAUCCAUUGAUGGAUAUCAAAAUAGAGCCAGAGGAAUUCUAUGAGUCUAAUGAAGAUGAUGAAUAUUCAUAUGAAAUGAAUUCAAUAGUGAAUGAUAAACAUCCGCAAACUUGCAAAAAGGAAGUAAAACAAGAAAGAAGGAAUAGUCACAAUGGAGAGAAGCCUUUCAUAUCCACUGACUGUGAGAAAGCAUUUUACAAGAAAAUCAAUCUUACAAAUGAUAUCACAAAUCCUACCAGAGAGAAAUUCAUAUGCAAUGACUGUGGGAAAACAUUUUCCUUGAAACAUAAUCUUAUAGCUCAUAUGAGAAUCCAUACAGGAGAGAAGCCAUUCAUGUGCAAGGAAUGUGGGAAAGGAUUUGCCCACAAACAUCAUCUUACAAUUCACAUGAGAAUCCACAGUGGAGAGAAACCAUUCAUGUGCAAGGAAUGUGGGAAAGCAUUUCCCAGGAAAGAUAGCCUUACAAUUCAUAUGAGAAUCCAUACUGGAGAGAAGCUAUUCGUGUGCAAGAAAUGUGGGAAAAUAUUUCCCAGGAAAGGUGAUCUUAAAAUUCAUAUGAGAAUCCACACUGGAGAGAAACCAUUCAUGUGCAACGAAUGUGGGAAAGCAUUUUCCCACAAACCAAGUCUUACUUGUCAUAUGAGAUUGCAUACUGGAGAGAAGCCAUAUAUGUGCAAGGAAUGUGGGAAAGCAUUUCCCAUGAAACAACGUCUUGCAAUUCAUAUGAGGUUGCAUACUGGAGAGAAACCAUUCCUGUGCAAGGAAUGUGGGAAAGCAUUUUCCCGCAAAUCAAGUCUUACACGGCAUAUGAGAUUGCAUACUAGAGAGGAAAAAGAAACAACAUGAUAAAAUAAACCAUUUAAGGGCAGAGAUCUCUCAAAUGACCAACUAUAUGAGAGAACAAAAUCACUCAUAAAAUCUGCUCAAGAAAAUAAGGAAAAUAAAAAAAAAUAGGGAAUGAACAAGUGAGUGGAAGACUAAUAAGAACACCAAGCCAAUAUAAAGGCCCUAGCUUCACAUGUAGGAAACAAACAACAGAAGAUAAAAUUGAAACAGAUAAAUAGGCAGUUUGGUGAAAAUCCAAAGAUUGUGUAUAGGAAGAUGACAAAAGAAAACAGUGGAGGUACGAACACCGAGCAAGGAAGACCUAGAGAGAUUUUGGAAGCCACUGUUUGAAGUUCUUAGACAAAACCAAGGGAAUUCAUGGAUUGACACCAUUAGGCAGAACAACAACCAGAAACAGCAAAUGCCACCAAUAAACUUCACCAUGGAAAAAGUAACAAAACUAAAAGAAUAUAGUAAUUCCAAGACACCAGGAAUACGCAAGAUCUCAAAUUUCUGGCUAAAAAACAUCACAGCACUACACCACACUUAUGUGCAAGCCUUCUCAAGAAUAGUAAGAGGAGAAGAAUCACCAGAGUGGCUCACAACAAGAAAUACCAACCUUCUCCCUAAAAGCUCCGAGACUGAGCUCCCUAACAAAUAUAGGGUCAUCUGCUGCCUACCAACAACCUACAACUAGAUCAAGGCAAAUAUAUGGAAAAAGAACAAAAGGGAUGCACAAGAAACAAACUUAGCAAUAAAGGUCAACUGCUAAUAAACAAAACAAUAUUAGAAGAUUGUAAGAAAAGACAAAGGAACCUUAAUGUGGCUUGGAUAGAUUACAAAAAGGCAUUUGACAGCAUCCCACACACAUUGAUAUUCAAAAUUAUGGAACUAUAUAACAUCAUUGAGGAAAUAAGAUCUUUCCUGGCAGUACAGAUAAGUGGAAGACCAUUCUCUGUCUAAAACACUCUUGAGGGCCAGAUAGUAAUUCCAGACAUAAAGAUCAAAAGAGGAAUAUUCCUGGGUGCCAGCCUCUCACCACAUCUAUUCUGCUUGACCAUAGAUCUGCUUAGUAAAAUCUUGAUCAACAUUAACACUGGCUAUGACCUAAGCAAAAGCAGAAACCACCUGCUCUUCAUGAUGUUGUGUGCAGAAAAAUUAGAAGAACAAGUUAUGACAGUCCACCAAUUCUCAACUGACACCUGCAUGGAGGUUGGACAAGUGUGCCAAGAGUAUAAUAAAGAGAGGGAAGAGAGUAACAUCAGAAGGCAUAAAGGUAGAGGAGGGCAUAUUUGUUGAAGACCAGGUGGAGGAGUCUGCAUGUAAGUACUUGGGAAUAGAAGAAAACACUGGCAUAGAACACAAUUAAGUGACAGAAAAGAUAAAAAAAGAAUACAUCAGCCACUUAAAGAAUUAACACCAAAGAACAAGAUCACUGUCAUAAACCAGCUGGUGAUACCAGUGGCGACAUGUGGUUUUGGCAUUAUAGACUGCAUGGCCACUCAGUGAGUUAGACAGGAUGGAUAUUAAAAGAUUCUCACCCUACAUACAGACACCAGUGUAUGGACAGAAUAUACCUCCCUCACAGAGAAUGUGGGUUAGGCCUGACUGAGAUCAACCAGGCCUACAGAGCACCAAUAGUAAGUCAAGGGCAGUACUUGAAAAGCUCUGAGGACAAAAAUAUCAAAAAGGUUGCCCAACACCAUAAUGGAGUCCUGAGCCAACUAACAUCAGUGACAAAACGGGCUAAGAACUUUGCAGAUCUGAUAAAAGACACAGAGGAUACCAAACAGACCAACAGCAACAAUAGCCACAAAAACUAAGCAGAAAUACAGUGACAGAGAGGAGAGACUUAAAAUGGAAAGGUAGAAAGACCAUGGAAGGACAGGAAGAUUUCAAGAAGAAUUGGAAAAGUUACAUAGACAAAGAAGAGUCACUUAGAUUGAUAAGAAAUGGAGAUCCAGGUUAUGAUGGAGAAAGACUGAUAAUAGGAGCACAAGACCAAGGCCUCCUGACAAACGGCUUCAAGAAAAUACCAGGCACAUCAGUAAAUGACCAGUGUAGGUUUUGUCAUGCAGUGGUUGAGAGUGUUAGUCAUCUGAUAUCAGCCUGCAAGACCCUGCUUGCAGAUGGUCGCUACACAAGCCCACCACAACAAGAUCUGUAAAUAUAUAUUGGAAAAUAUGUAAAGAAUAUAGAAUUGAAGUGACAGGAAAAGUCUGGGAGCAUGAACCAGAUCCAAUCACCUCCAAGGAAAUUCCAACAGGAAGAUAUAUAGAAGGUGUUACUAUGAGACCUGAUAUUGUGAUCUGAAACAAGGAGGAAUAAACAGCAAAGAUUAUAGAUGUGCCAGUACCCAGUGACUUUGGCCUCAAUAGAGCUGAAAGGCAUAAAAUAACAAAAUACCAAGACCUGAAGAAUGACCUGAAAAGCACAUGGGAACAGAAAGGAAUAGAAAAAAAAUACAUUUGGUGGUAAGAGCAACAGGGCAUAUAAAGAAAAAUUUGAGAAAAUAUCUCCAGGGUAUACGAAGUUGCCCAGUAUAAAUGAGGUGCAGAUUUCUGCCCUCAAAGCAAUGGUAAACACCUUAAAACGAGCCCUUGGGUAUAAGGCUAGUGGAUUAUAGAGGUACAACCAUAGACUCCAGGCUGGGGCCCAUUGCACCCCUGAUAUAAAUUGAAAAUUAGAAUAACAUAGUAAGCCAGAGAGAAACCAUAUAGUUGCUCUAUAUGUCAAAGAAGUUUUUCUCAACCAAGUCCUCUCAAAAGACACAAGAAUUCACACUAGACAGAAACUGUUUACUUGAUCUCUGUCCAAGUAGUUUUUAUUACAUGAUUUUAUUUAACUCGACUCCUGUGUCUGUUUUUAAUGAAGGUGUCUCAAGAGGUAUGUGAAAACUCAUGCUAGAAAGAAGUAAUAUCCUGUAUCUGCACUUGGUUUCCAAGAAGUCUUUUUUUCUUUUUUUUCAUUAGGUUCAUCUUAGAAUGAAUGUGUUAACUCAGAAGAAAGGCGAUGUAGAAACAGUUUUUCUAUUGGAGAUUCAUAACAGAUGUGAGCACUCAUGGAGGAUAGAUAUUGUUCUUUCACACUGCAUGUUGUACUUUUGUCUUGUAUUCUGCAAAUCACAGUCAUUGGUUCUGAAUGCCAGACUGUUUUUCAGGUGUCAAAAUGCUGCACAAGGAAAGUCACUCAUCAGGGAGGAUGUUCAGUUACACUGACAGAUUUGUUAAUGUUUUACACCCCAAAGUAAGUUGCACUGGAUGUGGAGAUAAUUAUUAUGAACUCUUCUGCAAAAUCUAUAGAAAAAAAGGCAACAGCAACCUAAGGGACGAUAAAAAGAAAAACCAUAUUUAUAUUUUUAUGAUCCAAUUCAUGACCAUCAUCAUUGCUGUUACUCAAAGAAGAGAAGGAGAAUCUGGAGGAAGGUCUCACUGAAAAUGCAAAUGAAGGCUCUUCAUUUGCAGAGUCUUUAUUAGAAGUCAAGGCAGAGCCAAAGUAUUUUGGCCAGAGUGAAUUUGAUGCAAAAUGGUUGUGUAACCUUUAUGCAAAGGUAAAAUUACCUUUAGUUUUUUUUUUUAAUUGUUCUCAAUGAACACUGUACAGUGCUAGGUUAAGAAUCUUUCCUUUGCCUUAUCCAUUUAUCUUGUUCCUGUGUAUUUGUGUAUGAUUUACAAAUAAAGAAUUAGUAUUGUCUUUGACUGACAUGGUUUUCUUCCUUUUGUUAUUCAGCAUUGUGCAUAUAUGCACUUUUAUAUGUACUUGUAAGCUUGAAUAUUUCCUUGAAAUGUUAUUCUUAGUGGAAAUAGAAAGGAUUGAUAUCUUCAUUAAACUUCAAUGAGAUUCAGGUGCAGUUUUAUUUUAUUAUUUUUUAUAUGUUCUUGGUUUUAAUCUUCUACAAAGAAUGUGCUACAGCAUUUGUAAGUAAAUACUAAUGUCUUGUAUUAGCUCACUAAAUACAG
Molecule: messenger RNA, 5234 nt
Organism: Macrobrachium nipponense
Lineage: Eukaryota; Metazoa; Arthropoda; Malacostraca; Decapoda; Palaemonidae
Product: gastrula zinc finger protein XlCGF8.2DB-like
Exons: 1
Coding region: 316-1296 (326 amino acids)
Biological process (GO): regulation of transcription by RNA polymerase II
Cellular component (GO): chromosome
Molecular function (GO): chromatin insulator sequence binding
Source: RefSeq, a predicted model, not a curated record